AGUCAGUUUUCCGUUGGUAAUAUAAUCUACUUUUCGCAAUGGACGUAGAAGAAUACAGAAUAAGGGGAAAAGAAAUGGUUGAUUACAUUGCUGAUUAUAUUCGUGAUAUAAGAAAACGCCGAGUUUUUCCGGACCAGAAGCCGGGGUAUCUACGGAAAAAAAUUCCAGAAAGUGCACCCGUUCAAGGGGAAAAAUGGUCGAGAAUUUUCCAAGACAUUGAGGAAAUUAUUAUGCCAGGAGUUACCCAUUGGCAAAGCCCUCACAUGCACGCGUAUUUUCCAGCACUGAAUAGCUUCCCAUCUCUGUUAGGAGAUAUGCUUGCCGAUGCUAUAAAUUGUUUAGGAUUUACAUGGGCUGCAAGUCCAGCUUGUACGGAGCUCGAAACGGUUGUAACAAAUUGGUUGGGGAAGAUGAUUGGAUUACCUGAAGAUUUUCUUCACUUACAUAAAGAUUCUCCAGGUGGUGGUGUAAUACAGACAACGGCAAGUGAAUCAACCCUGGUGUGUCUGUUGGCGGGAAGAACUAAAGCGAUCCGAAAAUAUCAAAAACUGUAUCCCGAGUGUGAAGCUGCAGAUAUCAAUUCCAGAUUGGUUGCAUACUGUUCUGAUCAAGCACAUUCAAGUGUAGAAAAGGCAGCCCUUAUUGGUUUGGUACACGUGAGGUUUAUAGAGAGUGACGAAAACUUAUCAAUGCGUGGACAAAGGUUGCAUGAAGGCAUCAAAAUGGAUAAAGAAAAGGGACUUUUACCGUUUUGGGUUUGUGCGACGUUAGGAACAACUGGAGCCUGUGCUUUCGAUAACUUAGACGAGAUCGGUUCCGUUUGCAGAGAAGAAGACAUUUGGCUGCAUAUCGAUGCUGCAUAUGCGGGAAGUGCCUUCAUUUGCCCGGAACAUCGCAGUUGGCUGAAAGGAAUCGAAAAAGCCGAUUCUUUUGCUUUUAAUCCAUCGAAAUGGCUAAUGGUGCAUUUUGAUUGUACAACCAUGUGGAUCAAGAAUAGCGGCGCCUUACACCAAACUUUCAACGUUGAACCGCUUUACCUGCAACAUGAAAACUCAGGUAUAGCCAUUGAUUACAUGCAUUGGCAAAUACCCCUUAGUAAACGGUUUAGGGCUUUAAAGCUGUGGUUUACAAUAAGGAAUUUUGGCAUAACAGGACUUCAAAAACAUAUUAGGGAAGGCAUAAGAUUGGCCCAAAAAUUUGAAGCCUUAGUAUUGGCCGAUCCCAGAUUUGAAAUCCCGGCUGCAAGGCAUCUGGGUUUGGUGGUGUUUCGCUUAAUAGGUGAAAAUCAUCUUACGGAAAAGCUGUUGAAGAGGGUAAACGGGAGGGGUAAAAUACACUGCGUUCCUGCAGCUCUGAAGGAUAAGUACGUCAUAAGGUUUACGAUUACGUCACAAUUUACCACUGCAGAUGAUAUUAUCAAAGACUGGAAAGAAAUCAAAGAAGUCACCAAUGAAAUUAUUGCGGAAAACAAAGAGGGUAGUGUUAUCCCUAGGGUACGGGUUUCGCUGAAAGAUACAAGGGAACUGAAUGAAAAUUUUGGUACAAGCCUUUUGUUAUCCAAUUCUCCAAUGUCACCCAAGAUAGUGAAUGGAAGUUUUGCUGCUAUCUACGAUCAAAAAGAAAUACUUCAGGAAUACUCCAGAACAUUUUCGGUAUUGAGAGAAAAAGUUCAGAAUAGUCCAGAAAUGAGAAGAAGAGUUAGAGGAAUAUUAAUGUCCGGAAAACAAUUUUCUUUGGAUUCUCGUCUAGAUCUGCAAGUUUAUUGUGGUAACGAUACCGGAACGAAGGGUCAAAGGCCAGUUUCGGAGCCCGGUAAUAAUACCCCUUUGGUCGAAGAAAGUAACGCUGAUGUAGAGGAGAAUGUUUGGGAAACAGAUGAGAAUAAUGGAAAAAUGGAUGAUAACACUCUUGAUCCCUUUAAACCCAGACAAAAUAGAUCUCUGUCGGUGGAUCAACCUAUCCCCGCUGUUAUUCAAGACGAUGGGGCGGAGAGGAAAUGUUUGAAGUGCGGACACGUGCUUUAAUAAACAAGGACAGAAAACAAUAGACUACAUACAGAUAAGUUUAACUCACUUUUACCAUUAGCUUCUCCCUGUUCGUUAUCGCUUUUGUAAAUUGGUUUCUUCUACGAAUACUUAAUAAAAAAUGUAAUGAAUUCAAGAUACACAUGAAUGUUGACCGUUAAUACCAAAUUGCAUACAAUAGUUUGUCUGAUCGUGAAAUAGUAAGUAAUUACAUGUAUUAUUAUCGAUAUUAUCGGUGCUAUUUGUGGAUUAGCUUAUCUUGAUGAAAAUGUAUCGCAUAGAUGACAACAAGUAAUUAAUGAUUAAGG
Messenger RNA from Agrilus planipennis (emerald ash borer), 2332 nucleotides. Its product is annotated as histidine decarboxylase. Gene Ontology annotation, molecular function: histidine decarboxylase activity; pyridoxal phosphate binding. The record is from RefSeq and is a predicted model, not a curated record. The transcript is spliced from 13 exons. Gene Ontology annotation, biological process: histamine biosynthetic process; L-histidine catabolic process. Bases 39 to 2024 code for a protein of 661 amino acids. NCBI's taxonomy places the organism in Eukaryota, Metazoa, Arthropoda, Insecta, Coleoptera, Buprestidae.